GGGACAGAGCUGAGCAACAGCCUGGCAGAGCAGGAACAUCCUCCUGGACGGCCAGAAGAUGUUGGCCACCCUCACCCUCUUCCUGGGGCUGCCCCUCACCCUGGCCACCAAGCCCCCAAGCUGCGCCCCACUCAUCGCGAUCACUUUCGACAACACCACCGUCCCUUGGCUCCUGGGACAGUGGUUCUACAUUGCUGGUGCCUCCAGGUAUCCCCCUCACCUGGAAGAGAUGAGAGCAGUGACAUUCGAGGCUUUUUCCUUCUCUCCCGGGAGCCACGAAGAUGAGCUCAACGUCACUGAAAUCAUAAGAAUGAAUGAGACAUGUGUGGUGAAGAACUCCAGCAAGGUCCAGGUCGUUCACCAGAACUCCACCCUGAUACACGUUGAUAAUAACAUGGUGGCUUCCAUGGCCAGACUGAUCCAAAGUGACAAAGACCUGCUGAUCCUGAACCACAUCAACAUUGACUUCCUGAGUCUGAGCCUCUCAGCACGGACACCCAACGUGAGCAAAGAGCACAUGGAGGAGUUCAAAGCCCACCUGCACUGCCUGGGCUUCACUGACGAGGAUGUGUUCUACACUUCCAGAGAGCGUGCCUGUCCCCUGCCCGGGAAGCAAACGGGUGAAGGCAAUGCAGUUCCACAGAUGGGGUAACCCCCAUGGACCGGGUCAGCUGCUCCAUCCUCAUCCUCCUCCAGCCCCAGCCAGGCUCAGCACAGCCUCAGGAUUUCUUAUCUAUCCAUGUUUUUGCCUUUCCUCCUGGAUUUCACUGUUCUCAACUGGGCCCAAAAUAAAUUCCUUUGUUUCUACCA
Molecule: messenger RNA, 810 nt
Organism: Corvus hawaiiensis (hawaiian crow)
Lineage: Eukaryota; Metazoa; Chordata; Aves; Passeriformes; Corvidae
Product: alpha-1-acid glycoprotein-like
Exons: 6
Coding region: 59-652 (197 amino acids)
Source: RefSeq, a predicted model, not a curated record